This is a messenger RNA of Stylonychia lemnae, 375 nucleotides long. The record is from the annotation of a GenBank genome assembly. NCBI's taxonomy places the organism in Eukaryota, Ciliophora, Spirotrichea, Sporadotrichida, Oxytrichidae.
AUGGAGAGCAAUAAAUGUGCUAUAGUGAACCUAGACUACAAUGAUGUUGCGAAAAAGGAAUAAGAAAUUUUAAGCAAGGAAUCAGAUGAAGAUUUUAGCUUCAGAUUUGUACAGAGAGAUGAUUUUAAGAGAGGUCAUCUUCAAACUCUAGCUUAGUUAACAGUUGUGGGCAAUGUAACUCAGCAAGAGUAUGAAAAAAGAUGGGAUGAGUUAUUCCCUUAGCAUGCUGAUCAUUACAGAAUUGUUGUAAUUGUAGAUAAAAGAAAAGAUAUGAUUGUUGGAUCUGGAACAUUAUUCAUUGAGAAGAAAUUCAUAAGAGAAUCUGGAAUUCUGUAGAUUCAACCUACAGAGGGAAAAAACUAGGAAUUAGAUUGA